Molecule: messenger RNA, 2889 nt
Organism: Anopheles coustani
Lineage: Eukaryota; Metazoa; Arthropoda; Insecta; Diptera; Culicidae
Exons: 7
Coding region: 1-2889 (962 amino acids)
Biological process (GO): positive regulation of DNA-templated transcription
Cellular component (GO): chromatin; nucleoplasm
Molecular function (GO): zinc ion binding; ubiquitin-protein transferase activity; protein binding
Source: RefSeq, a predicted model, not a curated record
AUGGCAGACUCUACGACAACAGAUGGUGAAGUGGCCGAAGUGCGACGUCGUUCCCCUAGGGCUCGAGCCCGCGCGAAAAUUGAUGUUUGUGUGCCAACGCAGCCACACCGCCCUUCGUGGGCCAGCGAGGACUCGGACGGAGAGGAAAGUGAAUGUGAUGACGAACAAAGGUCCGGGUUGCUUCGGUUUCGUUCCGGAUCUCCACGACCAGAUCCACCGGGAGUAGACACGGUAGACCCAUCGUUGGUUCCCGGCUACAUCCGGCUACAGGAAGAAUACAUAGAACCAUCGGUGGUGGUGUUAAAGAACGGUAUAGUCGCUGAUGAAGGCACUCCGGAUGCACCGAUGGAGUCACCGAGGGCUCCCGGUGGGAAAUUGACUUUUAAUCUAACCCCGGAGCAGCUUGGAACGAGGAGUGGUACCUCGCGGCGCACGAGUCGAGGUGACGGUGUAUCUUCCGCGCUCCCAGUGGACUUGGAAAAGUCAUUGGGAAGGUCGCUGGUUGGGAUAGGCAGUCCACGAAAGAGUAGUCUGCGGCGUAGCUCGGUCUACAGCAAUCAGUCAGAGCUGGACAAACAGCUACAGGAUUCGGAGCAGCUGGGACCGCAGGAGCGUACACAAUCACUUCCGGGCUGUACGGGGCUACUCUACGAUGGACCGCAAACUAUAGAAGCAGGUACACGGAACAUGAUGAUGGUGAUGACGAUGGUAGCCGGUGCGAACGGUGGAAAGGAGGUACAAGGAUCCAGUGGUGCGAUGCACUCUAGAACAAUCAGCCCAACACUGGAACUUGUCGGAGGUCAGCGGAAGGAACCGAUGCAGGCGAAUAAAUUUGACGAGAUAUCCACCGUUUAUGACCACUUUCCGACCGAUUUUCUGCCUGAGAAGUACCUGUGCGGACUCUGCCGGAAGCUGCUGCGAGAGCCACGUGUGCUUGAGUGCUUGCACACGUUUUGUCGAGCUUGCCUAGGCCGUGUGGCGUCGGAAGCCACGCGCGGACAGGACAGUGCCCUGUUCUGGCAUCGGCUGCACAAGAGUGCCGACUUCGACUGGGACCUACCGGGGAACGAAAAGAGUGCAGAAAACUCUUUAAGGGUAUCAUUAAAUAAUCACAUCGAUGAUGCUGGUGCAGCUGCUUCUCCAAUCAGCCCCUUCUUGCUCAACGGUGGAAGCGAGUCACGCUUCGACCAGCUGCGCACCACAUUUCAGAGCUUUCGGGAGCAGCACUGCUUACGGUCACCAGUGAGGACCUCCGAAAAGGACGCCCCGGAUAAAGUAAAGGCCCGCGUAAUGUACGAUGACAAAGAAAAAGUUCUCAUCUGUCCCACCUGUAAGCAGCCGAGCGAGCUGCCGGCCGGUCCGUGUGGAGUCAGCCAGCUGCCGCAGCACUUUGUGCUGGCCAGGAAAAUCGAGAACAUCAUUUCCCAACACGGUACAUCGUCCGUCUCCACCUCCGCCCACGGGUCUCCCACAUGCACACCUACGCUGGCGGUUGGAUCGGCCCUCUGUGAGUUAUGCUCCAGCGAGGUUACGGCGACCGUGUCCUGCCAAACGUGCUCGCUGCAGUUGUGCAACUUUUGCAAGGAAGCUCACAAACGGCAGCGCAGCACAGCAUCGCAUGGCAUCGUCCGGCUCGGGGUCGGCGAGAGGCUGAGGCGGAGUUGCACCCGACCCGCACGGCCACGGAGCGUCGGGGAGGACGACGAGCGCGGCGAGUCGAUUAAAUGUCCGAUGCAUCCGGAACAGCAAUUAAAACUCUUCUGCACCACCUGCCAUCAGGUGAUCUGCGGCGAGUGCAGCACGCUGUUGCACCGGGACCAUCGCUGCACGACGGUGGCGAGGGCGGGCCGAGUUUACGGGCGGUUCGUGCGAAGCGCCAUCGAGCAGACGCGGCCCCUGGAGGAUUACGCGCUGCAGCAGGUGGGUAAGCUGAACGACCUGACCGUGCGCAUCAACAGCCGGUGUGAGGCCGUACAGCGCGAGGUGGACGCAUUCGUGGACGAGUACGUGGCCGCCCUCGAGGAACACCGGAAGGCAUUGACCGGGCAGAUCGGUGACAUCCGGCAGGCGAAGACAGACAUGAUAAUGGCGCAAAAGUUGGACCUCGAGCACCGUUCACAAAAUGCCCGUGUGGCAAUCGAGUUCGCCGAGGAGUUAAUGGCUGAGGGUAGCGACGUGGAAAACUUGGUAUUCGUAAGCAUCCUGCUGAAGCGAUUCGAGCAGUGCCUCAAGCCAUCCCGUUCGGUCGACCGCACCGUCACCGACAUGCUGCAGUUCCUGGCGGAUGAGGAAGCCCCGAGUGCCCGGGUUCAGACCGGAGUUCCCUUGUAUGGCAUCGUGACAACCCAGAGCGCUGAUCCGCGCCAUAGCACCCUGGAGCAUUCGGUCGGCGAGCUGGCGGUUCUGAAGGCCCACAAGCGCGUCCUGCUGACGCUGGUCGUGCGGGACCACGAGGGGCGCCGGUUGACACACGGUGGAAUUACGGUACAGACGGAUCUUCGCUUCCGGGACAACGAAGACCACUCGGUUGCGGUUUCUGUCGUCGAUAACCGGGAUGGCUCGUACGCGCUGUCGUUCGUGCCACCGCGUGCUGGCGUGAUGCAUCUGAUGCUUUCGGUUGACGGGAAAAUUAUUGAGGAGUGUCCUAUCGCCCUACGGAUCCACAAGCUGCGACCACACUAUGGGGUGUUUCACUGCUGCACGUUCUGCUCGAGCAGCGGCUCGAAGGCGAGUACCUGCGCCUGUGGGGGCAUCAUGCCCGGAGGCUACCAAGGAUGCGGCCAUGGACAUGACGGACAUCCCGGUCAACGGCACUGGUCCUGCUGCGGGAGUCUUCAGCAGCAUUCCGACUGCACCGCUAGCCGAAUUGGAAGGAAACACAGCGAAUAA